GACAUGGCUGUUCAUCUCAUAUUUCUUCUCAUCCUCACUGGACUCACAGGAAGUCACAGCAUAACUACAGUCAGUAAAGUGUCAGUGAAAGCUGGAGAUUCGAUCACUAUCCCCUGUCUCUAUGAAUCUAAAUACAUAAACGAUGUGAAGUACUUGUGUAAAGGAAGUGUUUGGUCCUCUUGCUCUACUGAAAUCCGAACUGAUUCACAAAGUAGCUCAGAAAAGUUUUCAAUCUCUGAUGAUAAAAUCCAAGAAAUCUUCACGGUGACGAUAAAAGAUGUGACGAAUAAGGACACUGAUUACUGGUGUGCUGUGGAUGUUAAUGGAGGAUUAGAUGACAAAAUGUAUUUCCAACUGGCAGCCACCGAAGGUACACCACUUCUCUCUGUCGUUAAUCAGGAGAUUACAGGAUUUAAAGGAGAAGAAAUAACCAUACAAUGUCACGGUAGAUUUGCCAUUAAGUGGUGCAAGCUGGGCAGCUCCUGUGUGACGGGGUUGUCUGGAUCAAUAGAUGGAACAGGAGUGACCAUCAGGUGGAGGAGUCUAAGGGUUUUCACUGUGACUAUGAGUGGACUGAGGACAGAGAGCAGCGGCUGGUAUUCAUGUGUUAAAGUAGACUUCCAGAUGCCAGUGCAUGUAACUGUUACUGACAGACCUAUCACUACCACACCUGCAAUGACUAGAAGUUUAACCACCUUAUCAACCACUCCCAAUACCAUCCAGACAGGCAGAGCUAUUACCACUGCUAAGACUGGACAGGACGGUGCUUCAAUUGACAUAAAGAGCCUCAUCAUCAGUCUGAGUUUGCUCCUCUCCGUUGUAAUGAUGGCCUUGUUCAUCUGGUUCAUGUUGAGAAAACACAAAAAGACCAAAGCAGAGUCAUCAGCCCCAACAACAGUUAGAAGGAUUCACAGCAUACAGCGGCAAGAUUUGAGAAAGUCCUCUGACAUUUGCUUUGUUCCUUCAACACACGCUGAGGAGGAAGUAACACACUGUGAAGUUAAACACAAGAGAAAGACUUCAAGCCGGGAUCAAGAGGACGCAACAUACUGUAAUGUUGGGAACAUGAGAAAAACAUCAGUCCAGAAGUUAUGUUCUGAAAGUGAUGUGGACUUGAUGUACAGUUCUGUGACUACCAUAAAGCAAAAAAACAUAAAACGGGUUGAAGCAGAAGACCAGGAUGUGACAUACAGCACGUUGGCUCAGCAGCACCAACACAUUUAAAUGUCUGUCUUCUAAUCUUUCUAUCUCUCGGUUACUGGACAGUUAUAUGUUUUGAAACGAGAGUGUUGCAAGGUGCUUUUAUCUUUUGGUUGUGCAGGAACUUCUUCCUUCUCCUUUUUCAUUUGCAGCUGUGUUUGUGCUUAAUUUAUUACAUUUAGAAAAUGUAACUGAAUACGGCGAAACUUAAUAUGUGUCUCGUCUGUCGUUCCACAAUCACAGGUUGGUGUUCUCAUCGAGUGAAAGAGCGUCCGUUUCACAAUUAUAUUUAAUCCACUUUGUGAAGCCACAUGACUACCUAACCACAGAUAUGUUAGUACAAUUAGGUGCUGUGUGAGGUCCUUUAAGUGUCCUCGAGAGCUCGCUAGUCUCAUAAAUAUAACUGUUAAAGGAUUUGGACUUCAUCUUUUCUUGAGGCUUACUGCCUCACAUAAAACCCAGAUACAAGGGCAUACAGUUUCUAGUGUUCGGUUUUUCUCUGUACUUUGUGUUUCAGUCUGUCACUUUUAGACAUUUCCAGUGUACCUCUGUGUAAUUUUAAUUGCCAAAAAGUGAUCUGAAACCAUAGCAGGAAACAAGUAGCAUAAGUCUGUGUAUAUGAUAUUUCUGUUACUUGAUUUAGUUAUGCAAAACAAAUCAUAAUCUUAUUAAUCAUUCAAUGUCACUACUACCCUGUUUUAAAUAAAUCAACACAAUU
Messenger RNA from Cottoperca gobio, 1918 nucleotides. RefSeq lists its product as uncharacterized. Lineage: Eukaryota; Metazoa; Chordata; Actinopteri; Perciformes; Bovichtidae. The record is from RefSeq and is a predicted model, not a curated record. Gene Ontology annotation, molecular function: transmembrane signaling receptor activity. Bases 4 to 1224 code for a protein of 406 amino acids. Gene Ontology annotation, cellular component: plasma membrane. The transcript is spliced from 11 exons.